GGCGGUCUUUGGAUUUUCUCCUCCUUGCCGUCACCCGCAACGCACAGGCUGCCAGCGCCAAGCGCCUGGCUGCCAAAUCUCCUUGCGUCAAGCUCGUCGAGGGCGACCUUGACUCGGUUCCGGCUCUCUUCCAAUACGCCCAGAAGGUUGGCGGCAGCCUGCCACUUUGGGGCGUCUACUCUGUUAAGGUGUCUAUGGGUAAAGGCGUCACACUAGACGGGGAGGUGAAACAAGGCAAGGCAACUAUUGACGAGUCGAUCAAGGCCGGGGUCCAGCACUUCGUGUACAGCAGCGUUGAGCGGGCCAGUGACGAGAGAUCCUGGUGCAACCCGACCCCGUGCCGCACUUCAAGACGAAACAAGAAAUCGAACACCAUCUCGGCAACUCGACUGCAAACGGCAAGAGCACCAUGGGCUGGACAAUCCUGCGACCAGUCAUCUUCAUGGACAACCUCGUUCCAGGAUUCCCGCGCAAAAUUCUCCUCACCAUGCUCCGCGACACCAUGAAGGACAAGCCGUUGCAGUGGGUGGCCACCAAAGACCUCGGUUUCUUCGCCGCCCAGGCUUUCACCACCCCAGCGCUUGAGACAGAAAGGCAGUGGGUCUGGCUGGCGACGAGUUCCUUUGCUCAACUGAGCCAGGCAUUCGAGAAAGCCACGGGACAGCCGGCCGGAACGACGUUCAGCCUGCUCGGAAAGGCAUUGAAACACGACGUGUCGGAAAUGGGCAUCAUGGUGGACUUGUUCAGGGACGACGGAUACAAGGCCAGCCUGCCCGAAAUUCGCGAGCUGCAUCCCAACGUUACAACCAUGGAGACAUGGCUGAGAGAGUGCAUUCGGCAAACCCAUGUGAUCGGCAGGCCGAGUGUGGAGGGGGAGAACUGUUCGUAAUCGAGUGUAACUACUGUAGCAAAGUGAAUUUUGCUCUUCUGCAUCCCUGCUAAGUGACAGUGUGAGACAUCCACCUCAGCAAUGAUUCUUUGAGCUAGUGAAUUAGUCAUAGGCUUGCCGGCCUCCCGGGCUCCGGGACGUGACGUGAUGGAUACGGUGGAGGGGUGCUCUUUAGGUUCAGGUGUCCGAUGAAUCGUGAAC
Parathielavia appendiculata is the source of this 1090-nucleotide messenger RNA. RefSeq lists its product as uncharacterized. The coding region runs from base 410 to 889 and encodes 159 amino acids. The record is from RefSeq and is a predicted model, not a curated record. Lineage: Eukaryota; Fungi; Ascomycota; Sordariomycetes; Sordariales; Chaetomiaceae. The transcript has a single exon.